Molecule: messenger RNA, 3118 nt
Organism: Syngnathoides biaculeatus (alligator pipefish)
Lineage: Eukaryota; Metazoa; Chordata; Actinopteri; Syngnathiformes; Syngnathidae
Gene: serinc1
Product: serine incorporator 1
Exons: 10
Coding region: 161-1540 (459 amino acids)
Cellular component (GO): membrane
Source: RefSeq, a predicted model, not a curated record
GACCUGUAGAGGACAGUAAUGCUGGUUGGUGCACAACUCCUGAACAACACCGAGUAAAAAAAACGUAAUCAGACUACAAUCAAGUCAAAUCAUCCAUUUUCUGUUUCUCGAUUCUGGGCCAUCUCCGAACCCCUGUAGAAAAGAGUCAACGGCCAGCAUCAUGGGAGCCGUUCUGGGCUUGUGCUCCAUGGCGAGUUGGAUCCCCUGUCUGUGCGGCAGCGCCCCCUGCCUGCUAUGUCGUUGUUGUCCCAGUGGAGACAACUCGACAGUGACUCGACUCAUUUAUGCCUUCUUCCUUCUGCUUGGUGUGGGCGUUGCCUGCGUCAUGCUGAUGCCCGGCAUGGAGGAACAUUUGAAGAAGAUUCCAGGAUUCUGUGAGGGAGCAAUGGGUUCAUCUAUUCCUGGCAUUCAGGGUCAUGUGAACUGUGACGUGCUGGUUGGCUACAAGGCUGUGUAUCGCGUUUGCUUUGGCAUGGCCAUGUUUUUCCUUCUCUUUUCACUGCUUAUGAUCAAAGUCAAGAGCAGCAAAGACCCUCGAGCUGCACUGCAUAAUGGGUUUUGGUUCUUCAAGUUUGCAGCAGCUGUUGCCAUCACUGUUGGAGCUUUUUUCAUAGCAGAAGGUCCCUUUACAACUGUGUGGUUCUACAUUGGUAUGGGGGGUGCAUUCUGCUUUAUACUCAUCCAGCUGGUUUUACUCAUUGACUUUGCCCAUUCCUGGAAUGAGUCGUGGGUGGAGAAGAUGGAAGAAGGCAAUUCUCGCUGCUGGUAUGCAGCCCUGCUGUCAGUCACUGCCCUCAACUACAUGUUGUCUCUGGUGGCCGUGGUCCUGUUCUGCGUCCAUUACACCCACUCAGACGGAUGCACCGAGAACAAGGUCUUCAUCAGCAUCAACAUGCUGCUCUGUCUUGGGGUCUCUGUCAUAUCUGUUCUGCCACAGAUCCAGGAGUCCCAGCCCAGGUCUGGCCUGCUGCAGUCCUCCCUGGUGACCCUGUACACUAUGUACUUGACCUGGUCUGCAAUGACCAAUGAGCCUGAUAGGAAGUGCAACCCGAGCCUUCUAGGUAUCAUCGGGUUGAACACCACCACCCCUGCAGGUCAAGACCAUGUGGUUCAGUGGUGGGACGCCCAUGGCAUUGUGGGAUUGAUUCUCUUCCUCAUGUGUGUCCUGUACUCAAGUAUUCGUAACUCAUCCAACACCCAGGUGAACAAACUGACUCUAACAACUGAUGAGUCUGCACUGAUUGAAGAAGGGCCUCAGCCUGAAAGCUUUGAGGAGGGCAAUGGGGUGAACCGUGCUGUGGACAAUGAGAAGGAAGGUGUUACUUAUUCCUAUUCCUUCUUUCACUUCAUGCUGUUCCUGGCUUCACUGUACAUCAUGAUGACCCUUACCAAUUGGUACAGCCCUGACUCCAAGUAUGAGGCCAUGACAAGCAAGUGGCCCUCCGUGUGGGUGAAGGUCUCCUCCAGCUGGAUCUGCAUCGCUCUAUAUCUAUGGACGCUUGUGGCACCACUAGUCCUGGUCAACAGGGACUUUGACUGAAACACUCAUUGUCCCAGAUGCUCACACAUACAGUUGUGUUCAUAAUAAUAGCAAUAUUUGUAAAAUGGCGAAUAAACUUAAAAAUUCCUCUGAUAAAUUGUAUUUAAUUACCACAAAUUCAUUAACGACACUGCUAUUUCCAAACAACAAAACAGCAAAAAGCCAUUGAAUUUAAUAUUCUACAGAAAGUAAAAAAAAAAAUCAAUGUUAAAAAAUAGCAGUGUUGACAUCUUGUUUUACAAGGUCAAUAAAGUGCUGUAGUGCUAUUAUAAAAAGCUUGAUUCAUCUUUCCUAACAACUAAUAUUUAGUUGCAUAACCAUGGUUUCUGAUGACUGUUUUACAUCUGUGGUACAUGGAGUCGACCAACUACUGGCACAGGUCAGAUUUUGCAGCCCAGGAUAUUUGUACCACAUCCCACAAUUCCUCUGCAUUUCUUGGUUUUCCCUCAUGUACAAGAUUUUCUGUCAGUUGUCUGUGGCCCUUGGAUCCAAAAAGAACAAUUUUACUAUUUUACUCUCAUCAGUCCUCAUAAUAUGCCACAAUUUUUUGGGGUAGUCAAUGUGUUCUUUGGAAAAUUGUAACUGCUUCAGCAUGGCUUUUUUCCCCCUUUUUUUAAACAAUCGGACUUUGUGGCGCUUCUUGCUGGUAACUUGGCUUCACGUAGAUGUCUGAUUGUCACAGUACUCACAGUCAAUCUAGAUCUUUGAUUCUCCUGGAGCUGAUCAUUGGCUGAUCCAUUCAUCUUUCUUUUACCUCCUUAUCUUUCUGGUUUUGGCUGCCAUUUCACGGCAUUUAUUAUUUUAAGUGAAUAGCCCAUGUUUUUCUCUACUACUUCGUAGGUUUUUCACUCUUAUGAAGGCACAGCUAGCAUAUGCAAAGCGUUUAGAUAAGGGUCAUGUUUAACACUUUUCUUUCACACCAUUAAUGACCUCACUAAUUGAACUCGGCACUUAUUUUUUUUUAAACACGCCCCUUCCAGUAAAUUAUUCAGUUUCACAGAAUCUGAAGUAAAUUCGUCAUGCCUGUUGUGUCUAAGUUUUCUAUAAGUUUUAUUUAAGUUUCUAGAAACGUACUUGCACUGUAGAAGUUGAAAUAUUAACAACAAUAGUGAUUUAUCUUGCUAAUGAUUGUUGGACUGCUGUUAUUUUGAACACAACUGUAUGUAGCCAUUGUCAGCUUCACUUGUUUUGUUUCCGCAAAGCUCAUAAAGUGUAGGUGGCUGCAUUUUGAUUGGCUUGGGUGUUAAAAGUUGUUUGGUAGAUGUGAUUCCCCCCCCACACACACACUUUUUAAACCUUUUCGUGUUCCACCGCGAGCUGCAGACUAGUCCCAUUUGCUUGUUACUGUUACUUUUCAGUAGUGUGUUGUGUUGUAUAUACUUUGCCCCAGUGUGUUCUAUUAAAAUCGUUGCAUGCUUUUUCCUUUAAAAUGUUGCUGACUGCUGCUCAAGAAUCUAAGGGAUGUAAUUAGUGUACUGUACAAUAUAUGAAAAAAUAUGACAGGACACCAGAGCAUUUAACCUGGAAGUUAAAUAUUUACUUGGAACAAAAUAAAAGCGGUUUGUGUUUUGAAAAUGA